Molecule: messenger RNA, 708 nt
Organism: Endocarpon pusillum Z07020
Lineage: Eukaryota; Fungi; Ascomycota; Eurotiomycetes; Verrucariales; Verrucariaceae
Exons: 1
Coding region: 1-708 (235 amino acids)
Source: RefSeq, a predicted model, not a curated record
AUGGCAUACUAUCAUAAGUAUUUCGACGGAUUUGACUGGCAGCCGCAAGGCGGGGCCUGGGAGAAUUUCGGUGGCAAUUUUAGCAGCCCUCCUGCUGUUGUCUCUUGGGGCACCAAUCGACUCGACAUUCUCGGUAUUACUCCUGAGGGACAGCUCAAGCACAAGUACUGGAGCGGUGACCAAUGGUCCGGCUGGGAAGACCACACUGGACUGAGCGGACCUUUCGUUGGCACUCCUGUCGCCUCAUCCUGGGGAUAUGGCCGCGUUGACCUCUGGGCUGUGGGGAAGAAUUCGAAUCUCUACCACAAAUUCUGGGACGUGUCUUACUGGACCGAGUGGGAGAACAUGGGCGGCACCUUCGAGACGGCACCGCAGGUGGUCCAUCAGGCACCAAACAAGAUCGACAUCGUGGGCCAAUUCAAAGGAGAUGACAGGCAGUACUACUACAAAUACUGGGAUGGCGCGCAGUGGCUGCCUUCGGUAAGCGACUGGCAUCCCAAAGGUGGCGAUUUUGCCUCGGCGCCCGCUCUUGUCAGUUUGGGAGCAGGAAAUCUCAACUUCUUCGGGGUGGGCAACGACGGUGAGUUAAAGGUGCAGGUUUAUGCUGGAAACGACUGGCAGCCUUCCAGUAAGGGGUGGUAUUCUCUCGGAGACACUCUGCAUGUGUCCUCUGCUCAGGAGGACUCGUUCAAAGUUCAAGACUUGUGA